GAAACCUCCACCAAUUUCGAUUCUAUUUUGUUUCCUUCAUCCCCAUCAAUUUCAGUUGCGAAAUUUCCAAACCCAUCAAUCAAACAUGAAUCUUUUUCUAACUGCUGCCGUCUUCCUGAUGCUAUCUUCUUCAUCUCUGGUUUUGUCUCAAACGCCAACCAAUUCGACCUCUUGUCCGUUGAAUUUUGACCACGUGCUCAGAAUUCCAUGGCCGACUGCCGACUGCCGCCACUCCGACGACUCAGCGAAACCCGUCGGCAAUUCCACCUCUUGUUGUCAGACCUUGCUUAGCGUUUUCGGCAUCGCCUUAGCCCAACACCUCAAAGAAACCUCUCUCUUCCACCUCCCUGAUCUCGCAACAUCCUCAUCUUGUCUCUCCGAUUUCCAAAACAAACUCAACUCCCUUUCCCUCCCCAGUAAUCUCGCUACCUUUUGUUUUGACCCUCAUCAGUUUGUCAUAUCGUCGAACACCUGUGCUGCAAUUCAGACCGUCCAAGAUUGGCGCCGAACGUUGGGGAACCAUACCGUUCUUGAUUCUGCGUGUCAAGAUGAUCUCACUGAGCUUACUGCCUGUGAUGAUUGUCUCAGAGCAGGGUUACGGGUUCACAGCGAACUGGCUCUCAAAGAUGGUAACGCUUCUCAUUCAAACGAGUGUUUUUACUUUGUUGUUCUUUAUGCUGCUGCUAUUGUCAAUAAGUUCGGGCCUGAAAGUGAUGGUGCUGUAUCUUGUACCUUUGGGAUCAACAUUUUGCCCAAAUCCCAUAAAACUAAACAUUCUUCAUUGAUAUUUGGAUUGAUUGGAGGACUUGUUGCUAUCGUGGUCAUCUCUUGUUUAGUUGGGUUAUACUUUUGGUGGGAUAGGAAGAGGAAAAGGGAAAAGAUCGAUGAAUUGGGCAUGGAUGAAUUCGAAUCGGGUAGGCCAAGAAGGCGUCCGAACACUGGUUCAAUAUGGUUCAAGAUUCAUGAUCUUGAGAAGGCAACUGAUAACUUUUCACCAAAGAAUUUCAUCGGCAGAGGUGGAUUCGGGGUUGUUUACAAGGGGGUUCUAUCUGAUGGAUCUGUGGUUGCUGUUAAAAAGAUUAUAGAAUCCGAGUUUGAAGGGACCGAUGAUUUCUGUAACGAAGUUGAGAUCAUUAGCAAUUUAAGGCAUCGGAAUCUUGUUCCACUUAAAGGGUGUUGCAUUCAUGGCGCAGAUGAAGAUUACGAGCGGAGAGAUGAUCAGAGAUAUCUUGUUUACGAGUAUAUGUCGAAUGGAAAUCUUGAUGACCAUUUGUUUCCAGCAAUGAGUCGAAAACCUCCAUUAACAUGGCCUCAAAGAAAGAGCAUAAUUUUGGAUGUAGCCAAAGGUUUAGCUUAUCUUCAUUACGGGGUGAAGCCUGCUAUCUUUCACAGAGACAUCAAAGCUACAAAUAUACUUCUGGAUGUGAAUAUGGGAGCUCGAGUGGCCGAUUUCGGUUUAGCCAAGCAAAGUAGAGAAGGACAGUCUCAUCUUACUACUCGUGUAGCCGGGACCCAUGGCUAUUUAGCCCCGGAAUACGCGCUUUACGGGCAGCUGACGGAGAAAAGCGACGUGUAUAGUUUUGGGGUCGUGAUUUUGGAGAUCAUGUGUGGUAGAAAAGCUCUCGAUCUUUCUUGCUCGGAUUCGCCCCGUGGUUUCUUGAUUACCGAUUGGGCUUGGUCGCUUAUAAAAGAAGGGAAAGUGUUGCAGGCUUUGGAUCCUUCGUUGGUGGGACAUGGGACGAGUAGUGAAACGAUGAACCCGAGAGGGAUCAUGGAGCGAUUCGUGCUCGUUGGCAUUUUAUGUGCUCAUGUGAUGGUUGCUUUACGGCCUACGAUUAUGGAUGCGUUGAAGAUGCUAGAAGGCGAUAUCGAAGUGCCCGCAAUUCCCGAUCGGCCGACACCACUCGGGCACCCUUCGUUCACGAGCGAUGGUAGCACCUUCAGCAUCUCGCCAGUCUUGAGUGGGCUACAGUUGCAAGCCACAGACAUGCUUAGGUAGGUGAAAUCAAGAAAUCUUUGAAUCUUGAAAGCCUUAGAAUCAUACAGAUGCAUUGGAAGCAACUAAGAGUUGUAAAGUAUAUGUAUAGUUUCAUAUAAUAAUUCAAUUUGUUCUUCAUUAUUCUUUUAAUGUAUCAAAGGAAUUUGGGUUUUGGUGUUAUAUGUUUUAUAAACCUGAUCGGACUUCGGAUAUGAAAA
Cynara cardunculus var. scolymus (artichoke) is the source of this 2196-nucleotide messenger RNA. Its product is annotated as probable receptor-like protein kinase At1g11050. Gene Ontology annotation, biological process: protein phosphorylation. The record is from RefSeq and is a predicted model, not a curated record. Bases 86 to 1999 code for a protein of 637 amino acids. Gene Ontology annotation, molecular function: protein kinase activity; ATP binding. NCBI's taxonomy places the organism in Eukaryota, Viridiplantae, Streptophyta, Magnoliopsida, Asterales, Asteraceae. The transcript has a single exon.